CCCGGACUGGUUCCGAGCGCCAGCUGACGCACCGAUUGUUAUCGUCGAAUUUCCCGGCGCGUUCGUCCGUGACGCGCAUGCGCAGUACAAUCUGAGCGUGAGUUGGCGUCCGAGUCACCUUUCUCCUCUCGCGUCCGCGUUCUGUUCUCCAGUCUGCGCUAUGGCCCGCCACGCGCUUCACCUGUGGCUGCUGUGCCUCGCAGCCGUGAUCUUCGGUCUGUCUGAUGCCGGCAAGCUGAACGAGACGUUCCGCUGGCGGCAGCUGGACUUCGACUUCCCGUCGGACGCAGAGCGCUCGGCGGCCAUGGCGACCAAGCGCUUCCGGCCCUCCGACAACGUGCCGGUGGGCGUCGAGGUGUGGGGAGACCGCGUCUUCGUCACGGUGCCGCGCUGGAAGGCCGGCGUUCCCGCCUCGCUCGCCUACGUCCGCAGAGACGACCCGGCGGACAACCCGAAGCUGCGGCCGUACCCUGAGUGGUCGUGGCACGACCUGUCGCUGCUGGAGGGCGCCAACGCGUCCGUCGAGGCGCCGGUCAUCGUGUCGCCGUUCCGCGUGCGCGCUGACGAGUGCGGCCGGCUGUGGGUGCUGGACACCGGCAUCGCAGACAUCCUGGGCGGCGCCGCCACCAGGGUGCUGCGGCCGCCCGCGCUGCUCGUCUUCGACCUCAACACCGACACCUUCAUCCGGCAGAUCACCUUCCCAAAAGAGGUGGUGAAGGAGGACUCGCUGUUCGCGAACGUGGCCGUGGAGGUGGCGCCAGCGCUCUCCGGCGGCUAUGACUGCGAGGCGACGUUCGCCUACGCGGCAGACCUGGGCGCCUACGGACUCGUCGUACAUGACUGGGCGCGCCAGACCACGUGGCGCGUCUCCCACAACUACUUCCACUCCGACCCGCUGGCCGGGGAGUACAGCGUGCUGGGCACGGAGUUCCAGUGGACGGACGGGCUGUUCGGGCUGGCGCUGUCGGCGCCGGACCUGCGCGGCCACCGCACGCUCUACUUCCACCCCUUCUCCAGCACCAACGAGUUCAGCGUGCCGACGCGGGUGCUGCACGAGCCGGGCGCGGCGCACCUGCACUUCCACGACUUCAAGCUGCUGGGCUCCCGCGGGCCGAGCACCCAGUCCUGCGCCUCCUUCAUGGACGAGGAGUCCGGCGUGCUCUUCUACUCUCUGGUGAAUAAGAACGCAGUGGGCUGUUGGAACUCGAAGCUGCAUCCGAAGACCUACACGCCGGAGACGCAGGGCAUGGUGGGCCAGGACAACGUGACCAUGGUGUUCCCCAACGACAUGAAGGUGGACGCCAACGGCACGCUGUGGGUGCUGACCGACCGCAUGCCACUCUUCCUGUACUCGGAGCUGGACCCGGUCGAGGUGAACUUCCGCGUGCUGUCGGCGCCGGUGGAGGCGGCCGUGGCGGGCACCGCCUGCUCCGCCGCCGCGCCGCCCCCGCCGUCCGCCGCCCCCACGCCCGCCCCCGCACUCUGGGCGCCGCUGGUGGCCGUCGCGACGCUGCUCGCGACCUCGGCCGCCGCUGCCGCGUGAGUGCCGACGCCGGCGUCGCGGUGCCCCGGCAGCCGCUGAGGUCGAAACCGCAGCGGAAGCUUCCGUGGUCCUAAUCGCGAAGCACAGACUGUCUUUCCAAAAACCGAAUCAUAUUUCAGUACGGAAACUCUUCUCCGGUGUUUUAAGUGACUGCAUCCCGCCUGAAACUGUCAGUUUUAUUUUACUUCUGCUAUUGUACCGUUUUGGCUUUGGAGCAUUUUUAAGUAUCCUGAUAAAAAGAACCGUUAAGAAUGUAGUGUCUCAAAAAUUAUUUAAAAUUUAAACAGAGUGACAAACAAGAUCAUAAAAUAAGCCACGAUUAAUAAAAACUUACUGGACAUUUGAAGAAUUGAAAUGGAUAACUUUCCAAGUGUCAAGCCUGACAUUUGUCAGAACGAAAAGUAUGUGUGUCUAAGUCAAUGUGUCUCUGUUUGUGCAUAACAAGUUUGUAUCCAAAAAUUGAGAAGGUAUUCUGAUAACAUAGAAUUAUGCUGUUCGCCGCAUCACCGCAAAAAAGAGACAAAUUAGAGAAUAAAUACCUUAUUAACAACGUUCUGUGUUUCAUACUAGGGAACUGACUGGUUCUCAGGACUAAUAAGAAAGCCUUUACACGUUGAUUCUUGCAAAGAAGAAAAUAACCACCAACCAAUGUUAAUAAUGGUAUUUCUUUACACAAAUGGCGCCGUAGCAGGUUGCUAAGUGACACGUUCAUCUUGACACAGCUGUUCGCGUUUCCGUUAGAUUUGUUGUUGAUUAGUUAGUUACAUGUUCCGUAGAUCAUUUGAGCGAUUCUUUUAUCGAAAUGAUGUGGAACGAGUAAGUUUACAAGAAAUGUAUUGAAGUAAACAUCAUUAGUGUUACCUUUAAUGAACACAUUAUUAUUUUUAGUCCCGCUUACGGAAAUACACUUAAUUUCUUUUUCACUGGCUACGAGUUUAUAAGUAGAAAUUCGCCAGUGGAAUGGCAGGAGUGUCCAGAAGAAAUGAUUUUAAAUUAGUUUUAAAAUUUGCUUCGCUGCUUGUCAGACAGUUUAGGUUAUUGAGCAAAUGAUCAAACAUUUUUGUUGGUGCAUAUUUAACUCCUGUCAGAGCUCUGACAGCUUUAAUAAUGGAUAACAAAGGUUAUUGUUUCCUCUAGUGGUGUAAGUAUGGACGUCACUGCUCUUCUCAAAUUGUGACAGAUUAUUUAUGACGACUUUCAUUAGCGAAUAUAUGUAUUGUGGCGUCGCAUUUAAAAUGCCCAGCACCUUGAAGAGGUACCUACAUGACGUCUGUGGGGGAACGCCGCUAGCUUUUGUGCACUUCAUGCUUUUUUCCUUAGUGAUGAGUUACCCCAGAAAAUUAUUCCGUAAGACAUUAUUGAGUGUAAAUAUGCAAAAUAUGUCAGAAGUUUUGUAAGCUUGUUUCCAAGACUAGCAGAUACACGAAGAGCAAAGGUAGCUAAACUUAGUUGUUUGGUAUAGUCAGUAAUAUGGUUCUUCCAUUUUACGUUUCCAGCACUAUGUACAUAAAAAAAUUUGGAGCAUUCUACCCUACUUACUGACUCCUGCUCAUGUGCUACAUCAAUUAUUGGCAUGACUCUAUUUGUUGUACAGAAUUGAAUGUAGUGUGUGUGUGUGUGUGUAUGUGUGUUUCAAAAUUUAUGGAGGGUCUAUUUUGAAAGAACCGUUCAAUAAUUCUUUGGAAAAUAUCAUUUACCAACUCUUCUGUUACUUUCGCUCUGAUGGGAUUUAUUAGGACAUUAGUAUCAUCUACAAAAAGUACUAAUUUUACUUGUUGAAUGUUAAGUCGAAGGUCAUUCACAUAUUUAACGAAUAGGAGUGGCCCCAAAUGUGAAUCUUGUGGGACUCUCUUUGUGAUUUUCCCGGUUACAAAAAUGCUCUACCUUUGCGACAUUGUCUGAGCUAUUCAGCACAAGUUUUUGCAUUCUUUUCAAAUAUGAUUCAAAGGAGGCGUAAGACCACCAGUUCCAUAAAACUUGAGUUCUUCUAAGAGCAACAUGAUUUACACCAUCAAACGCCUUGGAAAGAUUGCAAAAAAUAUCAAGUGAUGAUGUAUUUUAUUUAAGAGUUGUACUCUUUGAUGAGUGAAUGCAUAAACAACAUUCUUAGUCGAGCAUCCUUUUGGUAUCCAAACUGUGACACGUUAAGUAAAUUGUUUCAACGCUAGUAAAGAAAAUGGGAGGUAAUUGUUUAAGUCUUUCUUGUCAUUUUUCUUAUGAAGUGGUUUAACAACUGCAUAUUUUAACCUGCCUGGAAAAAUUCCCUGUGCCAGUGAUAUAUUGCAUAUAUCGCUAAGGAAAUUACUUAUUUAGUCGCUAGGAAAAACGGCUCAACAACUAAUGUAAACCACAAUCAAUAUAAUAUAAACGUGAACCGAUAGCGGUGCUAUUAGUGAAAAUAAAUAGAACCAUUAACGAUA
Schistocerca gregaria is the source of this 3963-nucleotide messenger RNA. RefSeq names its product protein yellow-like. The record is from RefSeq and is a predicted model, not a curated record. Gene Ontology annotation, cellular component: extracellular region. NCBI's taxonomy places the organism in Eukaryota, Metazoa, Arthropoda, Insecta, Orthoptera, Acrididae. Bases 161 to 1543 code for a protein of 460 amino acids. The transcript has 6 exons.